This is a messenger RNA of Paraphaeosphaeria sporulosa, 455 nucleotides long. RefSeq names its product endoribonuclease L-PSP. The transcript is spliced from 3 exons. The coding region runs from base 66 to 455 and encodes 129 amino acids. The record is from RefSeq and is a predicted model, not a curated record. Gene Ontology annotation, molecular function: deaminase activity. Gene Ontology annotation, cellular component: mitochondrion; cytosol. NCBI's taxonomy places the organism in Eukaryota, Fungi, Ascomycota, Dothideomycetes, Pleosporales, Didymosphaeriaceae.
ACAAUCGCCUAAAACCACUUUCCAUACCACCUUUCUCACUUCAAUCUCGUGUAGCAAGUUUAAGAAUGCCGUCCUCGCGCAACGUAAUCCACGCCCGCACCGCGCCCCGCCCAAACGGCAACUACUCCCACGUCGUGCGCUCCGGCAGCACGCUGCACGUUGCUGGAUGGAUGGGUGACGAUCCCACGACGGAGGAUAUCGUCGAGGGCGGGAUCGAGGCGCAGACCGUCCAAGCGAUCAAAAACAUCAAUGCAUGCCUGGAGGCUGCGGGGAGUAGUUUGGAUAAGGUGGUUAGAAGGCGCAUAUACAUGAUCGAUAUCAAGGAAUUUCGCAAAGUGGAUGCUAUAUGGGGUGAGUGGUUCGAGGAGCCGUGGCCGGUCAGUACGUGUGUGCAGAUCAGCGGACUCGCGAAGGAGGGCGCGUUGGUGGAGUUGGAAGUUGUCGCUGAUGCGUAA